GAGACUUGAAUCGCUACAAUGGUUUUCAAUCGCAUUGCUGUCUACGGUCAUCGCGGCUGGGCGAGCUCGGCCAUUGUUCGAGCUCUCGCCUCGUCGGGGGCUUUCAUCAAGGUUCUCUACCGCCCAGGAUCCGAUAUUUCCACCCUUCCCAACAACGUCACCACUGUUGAGGUGGAUGUAGAGGACCAGUAUGCUCUGGUUGGGGCUCUUAAGGGCAUUGAUAUUGUCAUCUCCCUAGUUGGUCAUGAGGGGGUAUCGAGACAACACCAUCUCGUGACUGCCAUUACCAAAAGCGACGUACAGCUGUUUGUUCCGUCGGAUCUGGCUGCACGAUAUGAUGAGCAGGGCAUGCGCAUUCCCGUCAAUCAUGCCAAGGGAACAGUGGAAACAGCUGCAAAGGAAGCAGGCAUUGCAACUACUGUAGUCUUGCCGGGCAACUUCGCUGAGUUUGCAUUAUCCACGGGAGCAAUGGGUGUAGAUUACAAGCAGAACAGAUUUAUUUACACUGGUGAAAGUGCUAUUAAGCCCCUCAACCUUUGCACAAAGGCAUACGUUGCAGCCGCCUAUGCGUCCAUUUUCGCCUCCACCCCGAUUGAGAAAAUUAAAAACCGGACCCUGGCUCUCUGCGAACUGUCCCCGACCGGAGAUGAUAUCGUGGCCGCAUUGACAGAGAAGUUUGGAUCGCGGACGCUCACCACCGCAGAGACCAUAGAGUCCAUCAAUGACAAAGUUGAGACUGCUCUGUCAACUGGUAAUCCGUUUGCACUGGCAUAUUAUUGUCGCAAGAUAUGGGGCUCGGGGCAGCAGGCUGCCAUGGUUGGCACCGAUAUGUGGGAUCUCGAACAGUAUCCCAAGGCAUCGCUUCGUGGCCUGAUUGUGGAUGGUCAGUUGGGAUCGUACCGUGGGUUGCCUGUCGAAGUGGAGCAGUUCUUUGCAUCUCACUUUGAAUUGUGUACAUAGAUGGAUUGGGGUUCUGCUGUCGGAACAGAAUCUAGAUGUCUCUGGGUUUGGACAUGGUGCUUUGUCCGAUGUGCCGAGCAUCUGAGAACAACAAUUGGGCUAGUUACAACACAGAAGAAGAAGCACAAUAAAAUUCAUGAUGAG
Molecule: messenger RNA, 1104 nt
Organism: Aspergillus sclerotioniger CBS 115572
Lineage: Eukaryota; Fungi; Ascomycota; Eurotiomycetes; Eurotiales; Aspergillaceae
Product: NAD(P)-binding protein
Exons: 4
Coding region: 19-960 (313 amino acids)
Source: RefSeq, a predicted model, not a curated record